UGAUCAGGUUCGGUGACGGUGCCGUUUGUUUCAUCUCGCAACGAUUACCUGUUCAACAUUCCGAAAGCUCACGGCCACUUGAGUCAGCAGAAUUGGGAAGCGCAGCCAUCGACAGCUCCCACAGCAUAAAAUCAACAGAAAUCCGCGGACGGCGGCCCAACUUUGCGCUUGUCGCCGGAACCGCUUCAAGGAAAUCUGCUCCGGUGACUGGUGACCGCGGGGAGCGUCGAGGAAAGAAUCAGACUCGCAGACCAACGAGCUUCGUGGUUUCGGUGCUUCCGAGGAAUUGAAAUGGCGACGUCCAAACUCAUGGGUAGCCGAGUUGACCAAUUGGACGCGCACGAGCUCGACGAACAGCUCUUCGACCUCUUGAAAAGUCGUUUCUCGGAUGCUUUCAAAUACUUCGAUCGAACAAACUUCCUGACGUUCUGGUCAUUCGAGCUGGACGCCCUGAUAAAAGCAGCCCUGCUCAGUGUUCUUCUGCUCCAGGACCGUCCGGCAACAGUUGGUCAAACUCUUCUGGAUCUAUCGCUGGUAGGACGUAACAGAGAACCUCUGAAGAGAUGGAAAAUCGUCUCCGUUUUCCUGCUCCUAACCGGAACUCAGUGGUUCCGCGAGCGUUGUUUAGCGAAAACAUUGAAUCUACUGCUGCGAGAUCGGCAACGGGCUGAAAGAUAUUCUACCGUGACCGAGGGUGUUCUGAAAUUGGCAGGGGUUGUGAACUUCUUCGUUUUCCUCACUCAGAACCGCUACCCGAGCAUCCUGCAUCGAUUGUUCGGCAUCAAAAUGAACUACUCUCAACCACCCAAUCUGCGUGAAGUGCAAUACGAUUCACUGUCGCGAGAAUUACUGUGGACGACCGUAUCAGAAUUUCUCGCAUUCCUCCUCCCUGUGAUAAAUUCAAGCAAGAGCCGGUCGAUGUUCAGGAGCGCCCUCCGCAAAGUCUACGGCAAAGUCGACUCCACGAUGGGCACAUCGCCACACGAGCGAUCGCUGGUCGACUUCAAGACGUGCGGGAUCUGCUCGAAGCCCCCGACGCAACCCCACGAAAUUGGCUGCAGACACGUUUACUGUUACUUCUGCAUUGCGAGCAAUGUCCUUUCCGACGACGAUUUCGAGUGUCCGCAGUGUGGGAGGCUCGCCGGGACGAUAAAGAACGUGAGACCGGCAACCGGUCUUCAGGCCGAGUCGGAAAUGAGUGCCUGAUGUAUCUAAUGUAAGGGAGUCUCGAGCCUUGAAUAUGUAUACUAAAUGAUAU
Messenger RNA from Galendromus occidentalis (western predatory mite), 1258 nucleotides. It is a transcript of the gene Pex2, whose product is annotated as peroxisomal biogenesis factor 2. The record is from RefSeq and is a predicted model, not a curated record. Gene Ontology annotation, molecular function: zinc ion binding. Gene Ontology annotation, biological process: protein import into peroxisome matrix. The transcript has a single exon. The coding region runs from base 292 to 1206 and encodes 304 amino acids. Lineage: Eukaryota; Metazoa; Arthropoda; Arachnida; Mesostigmata; Phytoseiidae. Gene Ontology annotation, cellular component: peroxisomal membrane.